Episyrphus balteatus (marmalade hoverfly) is the source of this 757-nucleotide messenger RNA. It is a transcript of the gene mRpS10, whose product is annotated as 28S ribosomal protein S10, mitochondrial. The transcript is spliced from 3 exons. The coding region runs from base 110 to 640 and encodes 176 amino acids. Lineage: Eukaryota; Metazoa; Arthropoda; Insecta; Diptera; Syrphidae. The record is from RefSeq and is a predicted model, not a curated record. Gene Ontology annotation, cellular component: mitochondrion; mitochondrial small ribosomal subunit.
UUCUAUGAAAUAUCUUUGGCUACUACAAAAGUCAUCUGCCUCUUUGACUUGACAUUUGACAGAUGUCACUUGGUUUGCAUAACUUUUUAUUUGAUUUCCAAAAUACAUCAUGUUCGCGGUCCUAAGGAAUAUACUUUCAUCUCGAGUGGCGACUGGCAGUGGUCAAAUUUCUCGUUUUUCAUCUUUAGCCACAGAAGCACCAAAAGCCACUAAAGCUUCUGAGACUAUCCCUCAAGAACCCAGUUCGAGCGUAGCAUUAGAAAAAGAUAAAUUAUAUACCCGCUUGGAACUUGAACUUCGAGGAAUUGAUCCUGCAGUUUUGAAAAGUUAUUCAUGGUUUGCAACACAAGCGGCAAAUAAUUUGGGAAUUGAAGUCGGAAACUGCUGGGCACCACGUAAAGCACAUCACGACAGGAUAACACUUUUGAAGUCUGUUCACAUUUACAAAAAACAUCGAGUACAAUAUGAAAUCCGAACGCAUUUUCGAUUUCUUAAUUUCCAUAAGCUGACUGGUUCGACUUUGGAUACAUUUUUGGAAUACAUUGAGAGAAAUCUGCCAGAAGGAGUAGCUCUUCAAACUACUAAAGUAGAAAUCCAGGAAAUGCCAGAACAUCUUAGAGAAACUCCACCAUCAGAGUAGAAUUAUUAUUGAAUUCAUUUUAAUGCAAAGUUAUUUUUUAUUUUUACUGUUGCUGAACUGUCAGUUGAUUGUAUUAAAAAUGUUCGUUGUUUAAUAAACAACGGCUAAAAUUAAGAA